UCACUUUACAUCCUGUGCUGCAAACAAUCCAUCUCCUCCCCACCAUCCAACACAUUUGUUUACCAGCCAACGAAAGCAGCCAUUAGCAAUUGCGAGACAGCAAGAAUUCAGUUGUUCCGGUCUCCUCCGUCUCUGUCUUCCACCUCCAUAAGCAGCUAGUGCGCGUGUCUGUGGCAAAAUCGUAACUCACACGUCUCGUGGAGUCAAAAUUUCUGAAGUUCAGUCAGAUCCUCAAUUCAUACAGAUUCCCUUUUCGUUGUGCUUCACAUAUCCCAAAUUUCGGUCAGUUCUCCAAAUUCAUUGUUACAUGCUUGGAAGAUCUGAACAACGGACUGAACAUUUCAGACAGAUUUCGCUUUACUUUCCCGAUUAAAGUUCGUCAGCCAUCAUUGCGACGGUCAAUCUGAUUAUGGGCUUGAACAACGACGAGUCUCGAAGUACAGAAGCGAUCAGUAGUCAGCGGCUACGUUCCCAGCGGAUUGAGCUCUCAGUGGCUUUGCCAUUUGAAAUUAGCAGCGAGAUGGCUCUCACAGUAGAUUCUGGAAGUCCCCCACAAUCCCACGCUUCAAACACUGCAACGGUGGCAUCUCAUUUUGUAAGCUUGUCUACAAACACGCGAGAGACGGACGUUCCGAGGACGACACAGCAGUUCUUGGAAAAUGAGAGCCGGCAUCCAAUGAAUCUUCGCAAUGGCUCCAACGAUCGGCCAACAGUGGAAGAUGGAUCACCUCCAUUAUCUCCCCAGCGACCAUCCCAAAGUAAUUCGGACCUUCAUAAUCAGUUGAAGAGAACACGAACAGAAAUGGAGCACAUGAUAGAUGAGAACCAACAGAUGAGGAAGGUUCUCUCGCUGAUGACUGCGGAGUAUAAUGCUCUCUACCAACAAUUGGUUACAACUGUUGCCCUGCAGCAGCAGCAAGGAAAAACGGAGAAAUUUUCGCAGCUCAGUCAGGUUCCGUUAGCGACAGCACUAAAUGUAGAAGUUGUGCAAGGCAAUGGACAACGAGCGAGUCCACAGAGAAGUUUCACCGAGCAUUCCUCCCACUCAGCAGGAAGUGAGCGGUCCCGAAGCGCCACACCCACUGGCAGCGCUCAGGUGUCUUCAAGAUCGCCAGGAAGGUCCAAGCACGGUGACAAACAAACGAGUCCCUUGAGAGUAAAAUUGGAAGACGAUACCAAUCAGAAAAUCAUUGUGCAAGCACUUCCCACAGUCAUGCCUAUGGAUACGGACAAGGCUGCAGUGAACAUGUUCCGAGCAUACAAAGAAGAGUCCUCGUCUCAGGCAAUUGACGCCUCAAACCCAUCAGAAUCUCCUGAGCUUGGAUUUGCAUCAGAAGCACGGGAGUCCGCAUCACAGGACGAGCCUUCGGUAGCGGAGCAGUUAGAGCAGAAUGGUUGGCCUCCAAACAAGCGGAUGAAAUCUGUUUUACAAGAUACUUCAGUUCGUAAUGCCCGUGUAUCAGUACGAACUCGAACAGACGCACCCACGAUGAACGAUGGAUGUCAAUGGCGCAAGUAUGGACAGAAACUGGCCAAGGGAAAUCCUUGUCCCCGGGCUUAUUACCGGUGUACUGUAGCCCCAGGAUGUCCCGUGCGCAAGCAGGUACAGCGGUGUGCAGAAGAUCGAUCUAUAUUGACCACGACAUACGAAGGCACACAUAGUCAUCCGCUUCCAGCAGCUGCCGUGGCUAUGGCGUCCACCACCUCUGCUGCAGCGGGUAUGUUGCUUUUAGGAUCCACUUCAAGCAGUGACAGGGCAGAGGGAUUGGGCAGUGACAACUCCUUCAACUUGGGAACUCACUCCAUGCCGAUCAUAUCUGCUUCAGCACCCUUCCCAACCAUUACUUUGGAUCUGACCAACAAUCCGGCUGCUAAUCAAAUGCACCUUGACGCUGCGAACGGAAAUCGGCAACCUUACACUUUUUCCAUGGCACAAAAUGGUAUACAGAUGCAUGCGCCUUCCAUGAUGGCUCCAGUUCAGUCUUCUUAUUACGGGGCAGCGAAGCCUCCAUCCGGCACUUUUCAAAUGUAUUCAGGAAAUCCACUUAUGGUUCAAUUCCAAGGUGGCAAUACUGCUCGAGGACCGCAGUUACUGGCGGACAGUGUCACAGCCGCAACAGCAGCCAUCACCUCUGACCCGAAUUUCACUGCGGCGCUGGCUGCUGCUAUUACAUCCAUUCUGAGCUCUCAACCUAACAACCAGCUGGCGGCAACUAACAGUUCGAGCUUAGGAGAAGCUCUACGAGGUGCGCUCUCUAGCCAUGGGUUACCGAUCACUGCUGCCAAGAAAGACACAGCAUCGCGAUCGACGUGAUCUCAAUCUGAAUCAACCGUUUGGGUUGAUUCAUGAUGAGAUAUUGGAGUCCAUGAUCAGUAAAUGCAUCAAAUGAAGUUGCUCAGGAAAGCGAGCAGACAUAUGGUGUUGGACUGUGAGCCGGCUCCGUCUGCGUUAGACGGUUCAAAUUGUCGAAGCAGCAGUAACUUAGAGCGAGUCUAGAAACGAAACUUGUUAGUGAAUAGGAAGAGAUACUUCUGAGCCGUGAAGGUCACAGUUAGAUCAGCUUGCGGAAGAGCUUUGAACGAUAGAUAGAUGUACAGUUUCUGCAUGUCCACAAUCAGGUUGUGAAUACAGAUUCAUCGAUCUUCGGAGCUGGAAUGAUCCUUGAGACGAAAUUUUUGUCCGGAAGAGUCGGUGUGAGAGUUUCCGGAGAGGUUCUUGUACAUAGGAGCGGCUACUUCAUUACCCGGAGACAAUUAUUUUUGGUCAUAGAUUGAAGCCUCGAGAUCUAUCUGGCUUUGAAUCUUACGGAUUUCUGAUGUCGAUCCUCAAAAUUCCAGGGGCAUAUUAUAAUAAAACUCAACAUUUGUACGUGC
Molecule: messenger RNA, 2874 nt
Organism: Marchantia polymorpha subsp. ruderalis
Lineage: Eukaryota; Viridiplantae; Streptophyta; Marchantiopsida; Marchantiales; Marchantiaceae
Source: the annotation of a GenBank genome assembly